UCAUGCUGCUGCCAAGUCCAGAGUCUCUCAUGGGUCCCUGUACGGUGCUCCCAUUGCUGCUGUCUGCCCAUCGCCACACUCUGCCAUGUGCCACUUUCAGGUCUCCUCACACCUGCUGGUGUGUUCCAUUUUUUUGUCAUAGGGUGCUGGCAGAUUACGGGCCCUUCUCCAUUGCUGCUGCCAGGCCCCUAAUCUGCCAUGGGCCCCUGUACCGCCUCCUCAUUGCUGCUGCCAGGUCCAGAGUGUCUCAUGGGUCCCUGUACGGCCUCCAUUGCUGCUGUCUCCAUCGCUACACACUCUGCCAUGUGCCACUUUCAGGUCUCCUCACACUGCUGGUGUGUUCCAUUUUUUGU
Molecule: messenger RNA, 353 nt
Organism: Staurois parvus
Lineage: Eukaryota; Metazoa; Chordata; Amphibia; Anura; Ranidae
Source: the annotation of a GenBank genome assembly